GUGUUCCCACCUGCUUAUAAAUGUCACUCCAGGAGAGAAACGGCACUUCCCAAUUUGUCUCUGCUGCCCAGAUCCGCUCCCCUCCAUCACCUCUUUCAUUGCCUGGGAACAUGGCCAACAGGAAAAUAAUCGCAGUGUUUGGAGCAACAGGGUCUCAGGGCGGCUCUGUGGCCAGGGCCAUUCUGGAGGACAACCAUUUUGCACUGAGAGUACUGACCAGGGAUGUGGCUGGGAAGAAGGCCCUAGUGUUUCAGGACCUUGGUGCUGAGGUGGUCAGAUGUGACCUGGAUGACUCUGCAUCUGUGGAAGAGGCCUUAAAAGGAGUCUAUGGAGCCUUUGUGGUGACCAACUUCUGGGACCAUCUCAGCAAAGAGAAGGAAGUGUGUCAGGGGAAGCUGGUGGCAGACGUGGCCAAGCGCCUGGGCCUGAAGCACGUGGUGUACAGCGGCUUGGAGAAUGUGGACCGGUUGAGCGGGGGCACGCUGAAGGUGCUGCACUUCGAUGGGAAGGGGGAAGUGGAGGAGUAUUUCUGGUCCACUGGUGUCCCUAUGACCAGCGUCCGCUUGGCGGCUUACUUUGAAAACUUCCUCACUCUGUGGAAGCCAGUGAAAACCUCCGAAGGCUACUACACCCUAGCACUGCCCAUGGGGGACGUACCGAUGGAUGGGAUCUCUGUCGCCGACGUUGGAGCAGUUGUCUCCAGCAUUUUUGCUUCUCCAGAGGAGUUUGUAGGCAAGGCUGUGGGCCUCAGCGCAGAGGCCCUGACAAUACAGCAGUAUGCUGACGCUUUGUCCAGAAUUCUGGGGAAGGACAUCCGGGACGCAAAGAUCACUCUAGAAGCUUUUGAGAAGCUGGGAUUCUCUGGAGUGGAGGAAAUGGCCAGUAUGUUUCGUUUCUAUCAAAUGAAGCCUGACCGUGACAUCAAGCUUACCCACCGUCUAAACCCCAAAACCAGAAGCUUCAGCCAGUUUAUCUCAGAGAACCAGGGAGCCUUUAAAGACAUGUGAAGAGCCUCAGGCGCUGAGCUGCAUGGCCUCUUGUCCCUCUUGUCCUUGUAACACAAUAUUCCCCCUUACAGAGCAGCAAGGGUGGGGGGUGACUGUCUAUAUCAUCUGAGGGUUCCCUGUGCCUUCUCUCCUGACACUGCACUGGAGAUUCAACACAGCAAUUUGAUUCUCUUAAAACUUUCCAGAUAGUGAUUAAUGGUGGUAGACCUAAUGGUGAAUUGAGAAGUCCCAGAAUACAUUGCCUUCUCCAGAUCCUUCUCUCCAAGAUCCAAGUUGUCUGAAAAGGCUGGUGUGAGGAACUCGGACCAUCUCCCUUAAUGUAAAUGUGAGGUCACUCAGCUCUCUUCUGAAGGAGGGGUCCCCUUCUGAAUCAACACACAGAUCUACUCCCUGUAGAUAAGGAGCCCAAGCCAGACCAAAGUAUGAAUACCACCUAAGUCCAGCUUGGUGAACCAUGAAUUUUAUUGGGGUUACUUACUGGAGUGUGGGUGAAGGGUUACUUACAGGAGCAGAAAUGACUCAAAGACAGCUGCAUCACCAAAGCCCACCCUAGCAAAAGUUAGGAACCUGGAGCAUACCUGCACAGCCUGCAGGCAGCUCAAUUGUUUUUUAUGUCUUCCAGGUGGCUGGGCUGGGCUGAGUCUUUACAGCUUGGCUUGUCUGAGAGCCUUCUUUACAGCUCAGUUGAGCUCCCUCUGAGAGGGACCCAGUGGUUAGUGUUUAUCCUGGCAGGGAGGGGCCUAGUGAAUCUGGUCAGUUUCAGGGACUUCCUCAAGUUGUUUUGUUUACCUUCCUGCUCAAGAAGCUUCCAUGUAGGAUGGAACCUUUCAGUAUCUGAAGAAACUGUACACACCACUACACUUUUUCAGUGAUCUUGUCUUCUUCAGCCCACAACCCCACUCCUGACAUGUAAGUGAUCAAUAAACGUUGAUUGAACAAGA
Molecule: messenger RNA, 1948 nt
Organism: Mesocricetus auratus (golden hamster)
Lineage: Eukaryota; Metazoa; Chordata; Mammalia; Rodentia; Cricetidae
Product: nmrA-like family domain-containing protein 1
Exons: 5
Coding region: 21-1007 (328 amino acids)
Source: RefSeq, a predicted model, not a curated record